Molecule: messenger RNA, 2025 nt
Organism: Oppia nitens
Lineage: Eukaryota; Metazoa; Arthropoda; Arachnida; Sarcoptiformes; Oppiidae
Product: solute carrier organic anion transporter family member 74D-like
Exons: 5
Coding region: 1-1965 (654 amino acids)
Biological process (GO): sodium-independent organic anion transport; transmembrane transport
Cellular component (GO): membrane
Molecular function (GO): protein binding
Source: RefSeq, a predicted model, not a curated record
AUGAAUGGCAAUAAUUGCGAGAAAAAGCUGGAAAAUUGUGAAAAUAAUGAUAAAGAAGAAGACGUGGAUGUUAUGUGUGGUUGGGGUGAAUGGAGGCCACAGUGGUUACAGAGAUUUGGAACUCCCGUUUGGUAUAUGGUUUUCUCAAACAUAUUGGGCAUAAUUCAGGGAGCAAUGGGAAUGUAUGGCAUCGGUGUUAUGACUACCAUUGAAAAGAGAUUUGAAUUAAACAGUAAACUCAUGGGUUUGGUGAUGAUUGCCGACAAUUUUAGUCCAAUUAUUUUUAGUCCCAUAAUUGGCUAUUAUGCCAGUCAUGUUCACAGACCGCGAUUGAUAGCAAUUGGUAUGUUUGUUGUGGUCAUCGCUUGCUAUAUGUCUGCAAUGCCUUACUUUAUAUACGGACCGUCGUAUCAUUUACUGAGUGAUCACUCAAUGAAAAAUAAGACAAAUAAGAUUGAAUUUUGUGAAUCAAAUCGCGAUAUCAAUUGUGACGACUUAUCUACAAAAUCCAAUACAAUUUAUAUUAUAAUUAUAUUUUUUAUUUGCAAUUUCCUCAAUGGUGUGGGCAGUAAUGCCUUUUAUACGGCCGGCUUUACAUAUCUUGACGAUAAUGUAGAGAAGUCACAGUCGGCUAUAUUUUUGGGGAUCACCUAUACUGUCCGUAUGCUCGGACCUCAAUUAGGAUACUUUUUGGCCGGAUUUUGCCUCAAAUAUUGGGAAAAUCCAUUGUAUGAAGUAGAUAUAUCAGCAUCUGACCCCCGUUAUGUGGGUGCGUGGUGGGUGGGCUUCUUAAUUGUGGGCACAAUAUUACUGAUAUUUACGUUUCCGAUGGCAUUGUUUCCCAAAAGAAUGCGCGGAAUGACUGUCAAGGGAACAGAAUCUGUGCCUAAAAUUAAAGAAUUUCCUCAAAAGGCCGUAAAGUUAUUAAAGAAUCCAAUUUUGAUACUAUUUAUAAUAACAGCUGUGCUGUCGCUCAACGCAGGAAUCGGUUAUUUUAUUUUUAGACCAAAAUAUAUAGAAAAUCAAUUCAGAAAGACAUCGUCUGAGGCCAGUCUUAUAACAGGAUCUGUUGGCACCAUAACCGGUACAUUUGGUAUAAUAGUUGGAUCAAUCAUUAUAAAUAAAUUCAAACCCAGACCUAAAUAUUUAGUCAUUUAUAUGAUUGCUCUAAACUACGUUUCCUCGGCCUCUAUGUUUUCCAUGUGGUUCAUGGGAUGCGAUAAUCCUAUGAUGGCUGAGACAUCUCUUAGUAAUAAUAAGUUAAAUUUGAUGAGUCCAUGCAAUAUGGACUGUCAGUGCUCUACCCGUACAUUUGAGCCGGUAUGCGAUGCGGACGGUGUAUCCAAUUAUUUUAGUCCGUGUCACGCGGGAUGUUCGCACCAAUUGGAUGCAACGGAUAGCUUAAUUAGAUUUGGUGGCUGUAAAUGUGCCGGAAGUAAUCAGACAGUGACCAAAGGUUAUUGUAAAUCUGAUUGUUCGGCAUUCUUGCCGUAUCUCAGUAUAGCCACCGUUGAUGGUAUGUUAUCAUCGACAUCGAGAGUCGGCGACACUCUUAUACUAUUGAGAAGUGUUGAGCCCAAAGAUAAGAGCUUUGCAUUAGGACUGUUGGCCUCUAUUCUCAAUCUUUUCUCCUUCAUACCGGCGCCAUUAGUGUUCGGCGCCCUAACCGACGCAGCGUGUGAUGUAUGGCAGCGGACGUGUGAACACACGGGUCAGUGUUGGCUCUAUAACAUCGAUCGUUUCCGCCAUUUACUGCACGGCACGACAUUCAGCCUAAUGUUCAUCUCAACCAUCAUAUCGACGGCAAUCAUAUUAUUCACGAAUCGCAUCAAAGAUUUCUACGGCAAUGACGAUAAUGAGGAGACCACUGAUGAGAUCGUCAAUACAGCAAACAGUCUUGAAUUGAAACCAACCGUUAAUAAUGUUGCAAAUUGUGCACAAAAUAAUCAUAAAAAUGACAAUUAAAUAAAUAAAUAAACAUUAAAGCUAUUUAUUUAUUAUUUUUUUAUAUUCAUAAAUCAUAUA